AUGGAAAUCCCCGUGCUCAACAGAUUAAGCGAUUUUGAAGCUGGAAUGACUUCUUUACAGAGCCCAACUUUUCUUUCACAGAUUGUAUCGUUUUCAGGGAUUGAGGAUCUCCUUCAAGAUUACAGUUUUUGGAAAUGGGGAGCGUUGAUUCUCGCUCUGUUAGCCUCUUUUACUACUUUGGUCAAUAGAAUCAGAAUUCUUAUCAUCAGAUUUAGAUUCCAGGCAAACCAAUCACUACCCACAAAACCCCUAAUUGAGGAAGAUGACUUUGACAGCGAAUCUGAUUCUUCUUGCUCGUCCUCUGAUGAUGAAGAAGAAGAGCCGGCAGCAUCGCCGUCUUCUCCCAGAUGGCGACCCACUGAAUAUCAAGAUUUCCGCGUCAGCGGUUCUGCUCAUUACAUCGACGAUCGGUUGAGAAACAGUGACUUGAAGCUUCGGAGACCCCGCAGCAGCCGUAGCUUAGGAGAUUUGUUUUCACUGUCUGAAUUAGCGAACAGUAAGAGCGUAGUGAAGCUUUGGGACAAUUUGAGUAAUUUGGGAUUGGGGUUAGAUCUCAAUCGCAACUCGUCUGGAAACGAAAUCGACACUGCAGGGUUGGGUAUUGCCUCGAUGUUUGGUUGGAACAGCAAGAUUCAAGCUUUUCCGGCAUCCUCGCCGCCGGCGGUAGUUGUUUCCGCCUCGACUAGCAAAUCCAGAAAUGUGGAAUUGAAGGUCUGGGACACUCGCGCCGCAUUUCAGUUGCCGGCGAUGAUCGCAGAGUGGAGACCGACUUUGGGAAAGAUUGUGGGGGUCUACACCGGCGGCGUGGAGAAGGUUUACGUCAGAGAUGACGUCGUCGGAGAUUUAACGGUUGGUGACUUACGCAAAGUGAGCACGCCGUUAGGGAACUUGACGGAAUCUGACGUGGUUGGAUGA
This is a messenger RNA of Tripterygium wilfordii, 915 nucleotides long. RefSeq lists its product as uncharacterized. Lineage: Eukaryota; Viridiplantae; Streptophyta; Magnoliopsida; Celastrales; Celastraceae. Bases 1 to 915 code for a protein of 304 amino acids. The record is from RefSeq and is a predicted model, not a curated record. The transcript has a single exon.